Molecule: messenger RNA, 2202 nt
Organism: Plasmodium yoelii
Lineage: Eukaryota; Apicomplexa; Aconoidasida; Haemosporida; Plasmodiidae
Product: conserved Plasmodium protein, unknown function
Exons: 1
Coding region: 1-2202 (733 amino acids)
Source: RefSeq, a predicted model, not a curated record
AUGAAAAAAAAAAUUCUUUUAAAUAGUGUGCGAAACAUAGAAAAGAGAUUUUUUUUUAGCAAACAUAAAACUGAACAAGUUAAUAAAAUAGUAUAUGACUAUUUUUAUACAGAUAUUAAAAUUUACAAUGUUAUUGAUGUCCCAGACAUAAAAAAAUUAAUAUUUCGAGGGGAAAAUAAUACUGCUACUAUUCCAACUGUUACUAGCCAUAAUGUUAAUGAUGAUAUUCUCAGCAAGAAUGAGGAUGGUACAUGUUCAAUAAACAGCGGUACCAAAUUAAUUGAAAAUAAUAUGAACAGCAAUGUAAAUAAUGAUAUAUUUAACGAGCAACUUAAACAUGUUAUUAGUAAUUAUCUUUGCAAUUAUAUAACUAGUAGUAAAUAUUUUAAUCAUUUGUGUGUUUUUUAUAUAUAUAAUAAUGAAAAAGAAAAAUUUUAUGAGUUAAUGAAAAAUUUUACCAAUUAUUGUUUUGGAUAUGAAGACUUAUUUAUUUUGUUUUAUUUAAUAUGUAAAAUAAAUUACAAGGAUAAUAACAUAAUUCGUUAUAUGUUAAAAGUGUUUGAAAUUUAUUAUUAUAAAAUUGACAAUACUUUUUCAUAUAAUAUAUCUAAUUUGUUAUUUUACCCUUAUAAUAAUUUAUAUACAGCUAUAAAUAAUUUGCCCUUAUUUUAUAAAAUCAAAUUAAUUAAUCUUGAUAAGUGUUACUAUGAAAAAAUAAAUAAAAUGAAAGGAACCUCGAUGGAAAAACUUGUGAAUUUUAGUCAAGAAAAUUGUACUGUUGAUAGAUUAGUAAAAAGGGGUAACACAAAUGAAGAAACCGAAAAUGGUUGUGAUAUAGACAAAAAUGAGAAUUAUGAAUUUUCCGAAAAUAAUGAAAAUAAUGAAAAUUUGAUUUUUAAUAAAAUAGAUGAAAGCACGCCAGGAAACGUUUUAGAAAAUUUACAAGAGGUAGAUAUGGAAGCAUAUGAAAAACGAAUAUCAAAAGAUAGUAUAAAAUUUAUAAAUUUAAAUAUAAAAAAAGAAAAAAAAAAUAUAAAAACGAAAGAAAUAAAAUAUGAAGGACUCAAAUUAAAAAGUGCAUUGAUCACACAAAUAAAAACCCAAGUAGAAAGAAAAGAAAUUAGUCCAUUUGAAGCUAAGGAAAUAUUAUCCAUUUUUAUUAAUGAUAAUAAAUUAGCUGAAAAAAAUUAUUAUAUGAUGGAUUUUAUUAAUAGUAUUGUGAAUUAUUUUAUUGAAAAUAAUAAAGAUAUUUUACAUAACAACUUAUUGAUUUUUCUCGUAUUUUUAGACAAUAUAAAAUAUUAUAGUAACAAAAAAUUAAACAAUAAAAUAGAAGAAUUGUUACAGAAAUAUAUACCAAGUAUGUCAAAUAUAAAUGUGAAAUAUAUAGAUGAUUUUGUAAAUGAACAAGUUAUAAUGUCUAGUUAUAAAAAUGGAGAAAAUGAAACAAUAUCAAAUGAAAAUAGAUCCAUUUUGAACUUAUUAUAUAAUCAAGAAUAUACAUAUAACUUUUCUUUAUAUGAUGAGAAUAAAUUUUACGAAAAUAAAAGCCAACAUAUAAUGAACAAAAUUUUAAAAAAUUAUUUUUUUCUCAUAUGUUAUAUUUUAAAUUUACCCUUGAAAUAUCAUAUUUUUAAAUCGUAUAUAAAUUUAUUUGACACACUUUUGGAUAUAUUUAAAGAUCAUCGAAAUAUUUAUUAUUCCUUCAAUAUUUGUGACAUUUCCCUUAUAUGUACAUUUUUUUUAAAAAAGAAAAUAAUAGACGAUAAAAUAGUUAAUAAAUUAUUUAAUAUUUUAAAUUACAAAAUUGAUGAGUUAUUAUUAAAUACAUCAAAUCAAGAUAUCAGCUCAAAUUCAAAUAUGUCUAAUAAUGAAAAAUUAAAACUUAUUACUAAAAAAAAUGAAUAUCCUAUACCAUUAAAUGAUAUUAUUAUUUUUCUUCAUUUUAUUAAUUUUUAUAAUUUAAAAUAUGAUAAAUUAUGUAAACAGCUAAUUAUGAUAUGUUUUAACAAAUAUCAUCAUUUAAAUGAUACACAACAAUUUAUUUUUUUUAAUAGUAUUGAAGCAAUGAAAAAAAAAAAUAUAAUGAGUGAUUUAAAAUAUAUAUUGGACUAUUUUAUGUAUGACAAAAAUAUGGAGUUUUUUUUAAACAGGAAUAAAAAUAUUCAAAAAGAAUCCUUAGGACUUUUAUUUGCUAAUUAA